Messenger RNA from Drosophila navojoa, 4916 nucleotides. Its product is annotated as endoplasmic reticulum aminopeptidase 2. NCBI's taxonomy places the organism in Eukaryota, Metazoa, Arthropoda, Insecta, Diptera, Drosophilidae. Gene Ontology annotation, cellular component: cytoplasm; membrane. Gene Ontology annotation, molecular function: metallopeptidase activity; zinc ion binding. The record is from RefSeq and is a predicted model, not a curated record.
GCUCGGUUUAUUAAGAAAUAUCACCAAAACAAAUACGCAUAUACUACUGCUUCCUUAUCAUAUACACAUUUAUACUAUAUACAAUUUCCACGACUUGGCGCCCAAAAUAGGAUUCAAUGCAAACAAAGGAUUUUGUGAAGUCUUCAGAUUGAAUAAGUCUCUACGAUUAAGAACUAUACAUAUUUAUUGUCUCUCAUCAACUGUAACUGGACCAAUUUUGAAAACAAUUAAACAAAAGCCACGAAAACAAUCUCGAACUCUACUCACCGACUUUAUUAACCUAUACCCAAGUAGUUUAGAGGGUAUAUUCUAUUGAAUACACAUAUCGCCGAAGGACGCACACAGAGCUGAGAUUUGAGAAUUGAGAGAGAGAGAGCGAGAGCGAGAUAGAGAAAGAUUUGAGCAGUUUCCCCCCACCCACCUGAGCAGAGAGACAUCCAUUCACGACGGCGCCGCUCAAACCACAGGCCUACAAAUUUGGACAGAUGUUAUGUUGUGGCUUCUGCUGUGGCAACAUGUCGAAACGGGACUACAAAGUGGCCACCACAGAUGGCAUCGAGCUGGAGCCGUUGGGCGGCGAAAAGCCCGAUAAGGAGAAGGACAAGGAGAAGCAAACGAAUGGCGUUACCUUUGGUGGCGAAUCGAGCGGCGGCCGCCAGACGCGCACCGGAGUCGCCGUCUGUUCGCAGCGUCGCGCCCUUCUCGUUGCCGGCAUCGUCCUUGGAUCCCUGCUGCUGACGGCCAUUAUCAUUGCCUACGCCGGACCCCAAAAUGACUGUUCCUGCGCGGCGAAAACGACGUCUGGCUAUGAAACGGAUGAAGAAAACAACACACAGCCAUUCAAUCCGAUUGCAACGAACGGGGAGCCCUUCCCCUGGCUCGAAAAGAUGCUGCCCAACAGCGUCCGACCCAUGCGCUAUGUGGUCACAAUACAUCCCAAUCUGACGACGCUGGACGUGAAAGGUCAAGUGACUAUCGAUCUGUUCAUCGAGAAGGAGACCAACUUUAUUGUGCUGCACAUACAGGAUCUGAAUGUAACCGAGAAGGCGCUGGUUACGCCCGGACCCAAGGGAUAUGCUCUGAAGAUAGUCAAGGUGCUGGAAUUUCCGCCACGUCAGCAAUUCUACAUUGAAGUCAAAGAGAAGCUCAAAAAGAAAUCCAAUUAUACACUCAAUUUACGCUGGUACUCCAAGCUGAAUCCCGAGCCGGAGGGCUUCUAUGUGGAUCAAUAUGAGAGCUUCAAUGGACGGGAUCGUCUGCUGGCAGCCACAGUCUUUAGACCGAAUGGUGCACGACGCGCCUUUCCGUGCUUCGACGAGCCACACGUACGUGCGCCCUUCCGUGUCUCCGUUUUCCGUGAUCGCUUCCACAUAGGUCUAUCCAAUUCCAUAGUGCAUACAACUGAGGAUGUGGGCUUCUACAUGGGCACCGGCCUGUUGAGAGAUGACUUCAUUGAAACGCCUCCACUGCCGGCUGAUGCUGUUGCCUGGGUGGUCAGCGACUUUCAGCGCGAGUCGCUGCAGCCCUCGGCCGCCUAUAUACCCACUACAGUGGCGCCACCUAGCGCUGCCGGCGGCAAGAAGCCAUCUCAGCUGAACAACUACACGCAAUUGAAGAGCAAAAAUCCGCCCGUACGCAACAUUACUGCCUUGACGCACUCGCUGAAUGUGAACUUGACGCCCUUCCACAAUGUCAGCACCACGACGACCACAUCGCUGCCCGUGAUUAUCAAUGGCAAUGGGAAACCCUCGAAUCUGACCUCGUUGUCGCAGUCGACGGGCUCGUCCAUCAAACGUGCUCCCUCGUAUACGUUCUAUGCGCCGAGGGAUCUACUGCCGCGCUCCUCCUUCAUUCUGCACACGUCCCGAGAUGUGCUGGAGUAUCUGCAGACCUGGCUGGACAUCAGUUAUCCUCUGACCAAGGUGGACUUUGUGGCGUUGCCUUCGCUGGAUCGCAAUUUGAUCUCCUCGUUGGGUCUGGUCACAUUGAAGACCGCAUUUCUCACCGACCCCAAUUCCAUAACCACGGAGCAGUAUCAGUUCAGUGCACUGCGCAUUGCGGAGGCCAUGGUGCGUCAGUUCUUCGGCGGCAUCACCUCCCGCAAGGUGCUCAAGGACGUCUGGCUGUGGGAGGGCCUCAUUCAAUAUCUGGGCAUCCAUGCGCUGGCUCCCCUGCAGGACAGCUGGCCGCUGCGCGAGAUGUACCUGCUGAAGAUGGCCACCACGGCGCUGGACAUUGAUGCCAUUCAGGGCUGGGACAGCAUCAUGAACGGCACGCGCCACGACGGCAACAACGAAGAGUUCUUCGUCCAGAAGACGGCCGCCAUUUUCUCCAUGCUGCACACGGCCAUUGGCGAGGAUCGCUUUCGUGGCUGCCUGGGCACCUUCCUCAAGCUGAAUCGCUUCAAGACCGCCGAGCCCACUGAUCUCUGGACCAUAUGCACCAAGAAGGCCAACGGCUCGAAGAACAUCAAGGACAUGAUGACGCUGUGGACACAUCAGCCAGGCUUUCCGCUGCUCACCGUCACCAAAAUGGGCAACAGCAUAUCCAUAUCGCAGCGACCUUUCAAGCCAGCCGACUUCUUGGCCAUACAUGAUGAGUCCUACGAUGGCAACAACUACAACCAGACGCUAGUGAAUGCCACCGACAUGCCCAGCACUGUGCCACCCACCCAUGCCAACAAGCACAAGACUGCGCCGCAUCUCAAGUGGAUAUUCCCAGUGACGUAUAUCACGGAUAUGAACAACGCCAGCGAAACGCUCUGGAUGCAGAAUGUUGAUGUUACUUUCAAUGUGCCAGAGAAUGUGAAAUGGAUCAAGGUGAAUGCCAUACAGAACGGUUACUAUCGCGUCAUCUACAAUGAUGAGAACUGGGCCAGUCUCAUCGAGGAGCUGUCCAAUAAUCCCAAACGUUUCACCAGUGAGGAUCGAUUGGGUCUGCUGUCGGAUGCGUUUACGCUGUGCCAUGCGAAUCUCCUGCCCUGUGAGAUUACGAUGAACAUGAUCCAAUAUUUGCCCAGUGAGACGCACUACGGCCCAAUGGCAUUGGCUGUGCGACAUCUGGAGAAAUGGCGUCGCAUACUCAAGUAUUCCGAAUGCUUCCUGAUGCUCAGCGAGUUCAUCAAAAUGAAACUGUCCACGGUAAUGGAGAAGGUGGGCUGGGUGGAUGAGGGCGAUGUGGCCAUCAGGCUAAUGCGCCCGGAGGUGCUGCUGGCGUCCGUUCUGUGGGAGGAUAUCGACAGCAUAACCAAGGCCAAGAAUAUGUUGAAUCAGUAUCUAUACUACAAUGGCUCGGCCAUAGCGCCCAAUCUGCGCGAGGUGGUCUACACGGGCUCCAUUCUGUCCGGCGAGUAUAUCUAUUGGCAGCACUGCUGGGAGCGCUUCAUCACGCUGCAGCGCACCUCGGAGACAUUUGUGGAGCGAAUGCAGCUGCUGCGCGCUUUGGGACGCACUAAGGAUGCCUGGCUGCAGAAUCGUUUGCUCUCACACGUCACCAUGCUGCCCACCGAGGAGGUGGUGCAGGUGCUCAAGGCCAUUGCCGGCACGCCCACAGGCGGGGCAAUGGCCUGCCGCUUCCUGCAGGCCAAAUGGUACGAGCUAGAGAAGCGUCUGGGACCAGGCACCAUUAGCUUUGCCAAAGUGAUAUCGGCCAUAACGCAAUAUGGCGCAACGAAAUUCGAUUACGAUGAGCUAAAGUCCUUGGUGCAUCGUUUUGGCCGUGGACAGGGCAUGUCCGUGCUCAACAUGACGCUCAGCAGCGUUGCCUCCAAUGUGGAAUGGGUGGCCAGAUCUCAGACAUCGCUCUACAAAUGGGUGGAAAGUAAUUUGCAUUCGCAUCGAUAGAGCGCUACGCGGCUAUAAACAAAGUAUAUAUAUAUAUAUAGAUCUGUAUGAAUUUUAGUUGAAUUAUGUUCUCUGGAGCGAAACGAAACGAAACUCCAUUUUUCUCGCUCUAUCUCUCAACUCAUUUGUAAUUAUGUUCCUCGAAUGACACAGACAUGGAUAUACACACACACAGAUAAAGUAAUCGACGAACUCAUGAAUUAUUUAAAGUAAUUACUAAAGUAAUAUAAUAAUUACCAUAUCAUUGCCAUACACUUGCCAUAUACAUAUAUUGACAGGGUCUUGAGAUCUCUUCAUUAGUUGUGUUUUUGCUUUGACUUCCUACUUACGAAAUUUAGUUAACAUAAAGAAAAGAAAAGCAAAAAGCAACUGUAAAUUAGGUAAACAAACACACCAAUCUCUUAUACAUAUAUAUAUAAAUAUUAAAAAUCGGAAAUAUGCAUACUUGAUGCCAUUUUCUAUUAUCUACAACUGAACACAACAGAUAUAUAUAUGUAUGUGUAUCUAUAUUGUAUAUGUAUGUAUAUUUUACAAAAAAAGAAGAAAAAGAAAACAAAGGAACAUAGCAUAUAAGACAAAGACAAAGAAGAAGACGAAGUUGAAGAGAAAACACAGAUCAACAUAUUUUUUCAGCAAAAUCUAAAAAGAAACACUUUAAAGAUAAAAAAAACAAUCCAUAUAUAAACGAAAUUAUGAUAAAAUGUGUAUAGCAUAUUAUAUUAUAUUAUAUAUUAUUAUACUAUAUAUAUGCAUAUGUAUAUGUACGUAAGACUCCUUUAACGCUAUGCUGUAUGUGUGUGCGUGUGUGUAUAUGUAGUUGUAUAUGUGCGCAUUGAUCUAAGUAUAUACAUAUAUCACAGAACUCUUCCCCUUCGUAAACUCCAUAUAGACAUAGCCCAUGGAUAUAUGUACAUACAUACAUACAUACAUACAUACAGACAUACACUAACUAACUAUCUAAUGAAAAACUCAACUUGACACUUUUUAUUUGUGCACAAACAAAUUCAAGUUUUUAAUUUUCUUGACAUUUCAUGCAGUAGAGGCUCGCUUAAAAGAACAAAUAUUUUCAUUAUA